AUGACUUCGCAAUCCCAUGACACUUUCCAGUACAUCAAUGCUCCUAGUCAAUUGGCAGAUUUGAUAUCAAACACCAGUGUCGUUACCCAGGACAUUGAAUUCGUCUCAGUGUUGACUAGUAUAGAUUUUAAUCCAGUGUCAAGAUGUAUCUUUCGGUUUGGAAAUUUUGAGAAUAGCGGGUCGAAUGGUCAGUCCGAUCACGACUACAAUUGCAAAAUCUUGUGCCAAACUCCAGAUACCUUGAAUUUGACCAAGAUGACUUUAUCGCUGUUUUCACAGCAAUUCGACUUAGAGUUACCUGAUUCUAAAGAUGAAACGGGGUUUUGCAUAGAUGGAAUCUACCUAGAGCGCUUAUGUUUCGUACAUUGCAAGGGUAAAUUUGUGACUAGCAAGGGCAAAGGUAGCAUUUUUUUACAAGGUUUGAGAGCCGUCGAUUUGCAUGCGACGUUAUUCACCACUGGAUCCGUUGUUGAGUCUCAAUUGAUGAAAACGGUUGCCCACAUUUUUGAUCAACUCGUAAUAUUGAACAAUGUGGCACGGGCGCCGUUCAAAUUCGUGAAAUUGUUCAAUUACGAUAACGAAAUGAAACAAUUCAUUCAAACCCGUCAGGAAAAGUUACUCAUUGGGCGGAGAAAUCCGUUAUUUGGAGCAGUGGCUUCUGCUGUGGACUCCCAAGAUGACUUUAAUUCUUUGGCAGUUGAGUCACAGUUUUUGAUAGAGCCCGAACUGGAUGUUCCAAUGAAAUUACCAAAGGAUGCAUUUCUCAACACACCACAACUUACGCAAACAGUUGAAGAACCGUUUUAUUCAUACGCCGAGCGGGAUUCAAACCCGAUACCAGUCUUCGAAGCACAGUUGGACCCUUUUCAUGGUACAAAUUCUCAAAAUACUCAGCAAUCAACUGCUUCUACAAUUGACGAUAGAAUGCUCGAAGGGUACGCGCCGGAUACAGAGGCCCAUGACUGCGACGAGGGUGAAGCAGCAGCUACGAAGCGUCGUCAAUUUACAAGUAUCACAGCUCAUCGCUCCGGUGAGUUCAAAAUCAUAGGCGCUACUUCUUCAGACGAAUUGAUCGCUCUCGAUGGCACAUUUGUAGCUAUUUUGCCCAACGAAACGGGCGACGCGGAAGCCUGCGCAAUAGCACUAUUUGUUCCCUCGCAUUACCUAGCAUCUCAUCCCUUCGACAAGGUCAUCAACCCAUACAAGAACUGUUACCAAGUGGUUAUCCAUCGACGACACCACACGUUGCGCGAUCUCAAAAUAGAGCCACUUGCGAAGUCGGCCGAACUUAUAACCCGUCUGCGCGAGAUUUUGCUGGACAAAAUCGUUCACAUCACAGUAGCGAAGGACACGUUACGACUGGAAGCCAAUUAUUUUACAUUUGCAUGGGCGCUACGUUCGCUGCGGUUCUUGGAACAAAGGCAACCGCUACCACCGACGCGGUUGCCAAGCAAGCGAUCAAAUAAAAACGAAGACAAAGAUCCGCUCAAAACCUUGAGCGAGAUAUCGGUGUCGCUAGCGGGCCAAACCGAAUUUAUAAGGACGUUCGCGUUGCUUGUCGGAGCGAAAGAACGAGGCGGCGGUAAAAUGUGGAAAUUUGUGUUCACCGAUUUCACCUCGCACCGACUGAACGGACAGUCUGCGUUUGACUCUUUUAUUGGCAACUACGACAACCGGCUGGAACAAGACAGGGCGUUCGUGUUCAUAAUGUAUCGGGACACACUGCGACGGUUUUCCGCUGCAUUGUUAAACAAACUCGGUUGCCGUUUCGAGGACUUGUUCACGGGCAACGAUCACAACCUGACCUACCGUGGGAUCGUAUGUCGCUUGUGUAUCAAGGCCAAGCUCUACAACGGCAGUCUGGAUGGAAUUAUCCGCGAAUGCGAACCUGUGCGAUACAUGGAUCCGAUUGAAGCCGACGAAGUACCGUUCUUGGUCCAAUUUUACACCCGAUGUCUGCAGAACGUGCCAGAACACAUUCUGGCCGCCAAUUUCAACAACUACCGUGAAUUUUGGCCUUUCCAAAUGAACAAAGAUCGGGUCUCCAUGUCUCUGCGUUCCCAGAAGGGUAUGCAAGACCUACAAAUUCCAGAACUGCAACAACUAAACCAACUCCAGGCAGAAAUGCAGGCAGCUCUGCCUGCAAUUUACGAUACCACGGCCAAGAUCGUCGCUAUACACGCAACUAAGGAAACGCUCGUUUUCCAUCUCACUAACGACUUAUUAUCGUGCGAUUUACUAGACCCCGCGAGAACUCUGAAAGUCGCAAUACGGGGCAAGGACAAAGUCGAGAAUUUCCUGGCAAACACUACAAGUGCCAAACUAGACCAGCUACAGAACAAAGUCGUCCAGUGUCAGUUAACGACUUGGCUUGAACCGGUCACGUGCUCUCAUCGACUACUCGUUAAUUGGACUUUCCCACAGGGUUUUGCUUUAAGAACUUUCUUAACUCAACUAGGACAGCCGACGGUGAAACAGGAAACGUCGAUAUUGUUAGUAGAGGAGGAGUAG
Molecule: messenger RNA, 2511 nt
Organism: Lachancea mirantina
Lineage: Eukaryota; Fungi; Ascomycota; Saccharomycetes; Saccharomycetales; Saccharomycetaceae
Source: the annotation of a GenBank genome assembly